AUGGAUCAAGAGCUCCUUUUUAGAGUUAUCAUUGUUGGAGAUACUGGAGUCGGAAAAUCCUGCUUAUUGCUUAGGUUCAGUGAGAAUCUGUUUAAAGAGCAACACAAUGUGACUAUCGGCGUAGAAUUUGGCACAAAAUCAAUAGAAAUUAAAAGCCAGCCUAUAAAAAUACAAAUCUGGGAUACUGCUGGGCAAGAAAGCUUUAGGAGUGUAACGAGGAGCUUUUACAGAAGAGCUGAUGGCGUUUUAUUAGUAUACGACGCAACUGCAAGGCAUACAUUUGAAAGCUGUGAAUAUUGGCUUGACGAAAUCAGGCAAAAUUCAUCUCAAGAUUCUGAUAUUUUUCUGGUUGCGAACCAAGUCGAUUUAGUAGAAAAUGGGGAACAGCCUAGAGAGGUUUCUACUGAAGAAGGGAAAAAAUUCGCAGAAAAACAUGAAUUGAGUGGUUUCUUAGAAACUUCAGCAAAAAGUGGAUUAAAUGUGCAUGAAGCAUUUACUACUUUUUGUACAAUUUUAUAUGAAAAAUGGCUAGAGAAACAAGAAGAUGAUCCAAAGCCAGUUUCAAAUACGAUAGGAUUGAGGCCUACAAGUGUAAAGAAAAAGAAAGGGUGUUGUGGGAAAUAA
Molecule: messenger RNA, 624 nt
Organism: Blepharisma stoltei
Lineage: Eukaryota; Ciliophora; Heterotrichea; Heterotrichida; Blepharismidae
Source: the annotation of a GenBank genome assembly